UGUUUUUCUGCCGGUUGUCGCUCAGUCGCUGCUGCGGAGUUGCUGCAGGGAAGAUGUCGGGUCGCGGGAAGCAGGGCGGCAAGGCGCGAGCCAAGGCCAAGUCGCGCUCGUCGCGGGCCGGGCUGCAGUUCCCCGUGGGCCGCGUGCACCGGCUGCUGCGCAAGGGCAACUACGCGGAGCGCGUGGGCGCGGGCGCGCCGGUGUACCUGGCGGCCGUGCUGGAGUACCUGACGGCCGAGAUCCUGGAGCUGGCGGGCAACGCGGCCCGCGACAACAAGAAGACGCGCAUCAUCCCCCGCCACCUGCAGCUCGCCAUCCGCAACGACGAGGAGCUCAACAAGCUGCUGGGCAAGGUGACGAUCGCGCAGGGCGGCGUGCUGCCCAACAUCCAGGCCGUGCUGCUGCCCAAGAAGACCGACAGCCACAAGGUGAAAGCGAAGUGAGCACUGAUCAAAGGUUGCCAAGUUUAACCAAGAGAAACCCAAAGGCUCUUUUAAGAGCCACCAACUUUCUCAUAAAAGAGCUAAAUUGCUUUUAAGCAUUGAAAAAUUGACCGAGUGUAAUCGAUGUGCUUAAUGU
Messenger RNA from Zonotrichia leucophrys gambelii, 579 nucleotides. RefSeq names its product histone H2A-IV-like. Gene Ontology annotation, molecular function: structural constituent of chromatin; DNA binding; protein heterodimerization activity. The coding region runs from base 54 to 443 and encodes 129 amino acids. Lineage: Eukaryota; Metazoa; Chordata; Aves; Passeriformes; Passerellidae. The record is from RefSeq and is a predicted model, not a curated record. The transcript has a single exon. Gene Ontology annotation, cellular component: nucleosome; chromatin. Gene Ontology annotation, biological process: heterochromatin formation.